Molecule: messenger RNA, 2135 nt
Organism: Pygocentrus nattereri (red-bellied piranha)
Lineage: Eukaryota; Metazoa; Chordata; Actinopteri; Characiformes; Serrasalmidae
Gene: zbtb2a
Product: zinc finger and BTB domain containing 2a
Exons: 3
Coding region: 337-1695 (452 amino acids)
Biological process (GO): regulation of immune system process; regulation of cytokine production; negative regulation of transcription by RNA polymerase II
Molecular function (GO): protein binding
Source: RefSeq, a predicted model, not a curated record
GAAUAUAUCAUAGUGUAGCAUUUUACAUUUUUUACAUAUUUUACAUAUAACAUGGACCUAAACAUUUCGUAGCUUCGAUUCACUUUGCAUUUGUGAAUCGAUUCGACCGAUGUAUUGAAAAGAACGUGUCCAAACGAACCGACCAGCUCAUGCUAGCUGAAAGCUGCAGCCUCGGGUUAGUAUCAUGUGAUUCAAAGUAAGACUCCGGAAACACCGACUACAUCCGCGGGAGAAUUAUUGCCGUUCUCCGCGAACCUGGCUAGCUGUCGUAGUAUGAAGACGGCCACGGCUUGUCUUUUAAAGGACAUUGGAAGAAUACGGUGCGUAGGUUGAAUAAUGGAGUUGGCCCACCACGGUCUUGUUCUUCUGCAGCGGCUCAGUGCUCAGAGGGAGUACGGUUUCCUGUGUGACUGCACGGUGGCUAUUGGGGAUGUUUAUUUUAAAGCUCACAAGGCGGUCCUUGCUGCAUUUUCAGACUAUUUUCGUAUGCUGUUCAUUCACCAAGACAGUGAAUGUGUUCGCCUGAAGCCCUCAGACAUACAGCCAGAAAUCUUCAGCUAUCUGCUUAACCUAAUGUACACAGGAAAACUGACUACACAGAUGAUCGAUCCUCAUCACCUGGAGCAGGGAGUGAAAUUCCUGCAUGCCUAUCCUCUUUUACAAGAGGCAAGCCUCCUGAUUCACCCAGAGGCACAGUGUGUUCCUUUGACAAACUCUCUAUAUGGGAUUCAGAUCUCUGAUCAGCCAUGUGGUUGGCCCAGUAGGAAUAAAACAUGCAAGCGCCACACGUGUCCUGAAAACAGUGGUGAGGCUUUGACUCAAAGCUUUUCUGAAGCUAUUGAAACAAAAUCAAUCAAUUCUGUAGAUGUUCACAGCCAGGAGUCCCCCACUGAGAUACCUGCAACCACCUCCAUCCAACAUAUCACAUCUGGUAUUAUGAGGAGAAAUUCGUCUUUCAGAAAACAUUACACAUGCAAUCACUGUGGGAGUCGCUUUAGCCAGAGAUGUCAAUUAAAGGAGCAUCUUCUUCUCCAUGCUAACCAGUCCUUUGAACAUCAUGUGUCACCUAUGGUAGAUGGCUACACUAUGGAACUGGAAGGUCAGGAUGCUGAAGAUGAGGUUCUCCGUGUUGACAGUGAUGAUGUGAGUGAUACGGACCUACAGAUGAGGAGGGAUAAUACCCCGCCUCCUUCAGAUAUUGCUGAUAUAGAUAACCUGGAAGCCCUGGAACGUGAGGUAAAACGGCGCAAGUUUGAGUGUCCAACUUGUGGUCGCAAGUUCAUCCAGAAAAGCCACUGGCGGGAGCAUAUGUACAUUCACACAGGCAAGCCAUACAAAUGUAGUGCUUGUGGGAAGAGCUUUUGCAGAGCAAGCCAGGCUUCUAGACAUGUGUGCCUCAUUCAGGGCACAGAGUCAUACACAAUGGUGAAUAAACAGAGCAUGGUGCUGUGUGGUGGGGAAGACAACAGCCAGGUAGAGGCGCUUUUCUUGUCAUCAAGCAGACGUUACAAAUGCAGCGUGUGUGCAUUGCCGUUUUGCAGCCCCUCUGAGGUCCUCAAACAUCAGUGUCUGACUCAGGGGACAGUGAUACCUGUGCAAGAUGACCCGUCAGGUGAACAUGCAAAUGGCACUUCAAUAGCUGAAGAAUCUGUCCCAAAUACUGGUUCAGUGACAAUGUCCACUGAGGAAGUUUAGCAGAACUGGAGCCUUACUGAUCAGAAACUGCAGCUUUGUCUAACAUUUGAAGUAUUAAUAUUUCUUGACAGAACAUUUUUACUUGAGGUAUUUUCAUAUUUUCUUUCUGAGAAAAAUGCAAUUAACAGCACAGCCUUCUCUCUUUCUUUAAAACCAUUCAUGUGUACAAGGUACUGUUUCCUUUCUGCAGUGUAACACAAAUACCAGAUUUUAUAUGUAUACCAGGAGAAUAUUACCAAGUGUACCAGAAAUUUUAUGAUUUCUGUAAUGACUGGAUCAGAGAAUCUGUUUUACCUGUUUAGUUAUAAGGAAACUUUCUUGUACCCAGUUAAUUUAUUUAUUUAAGUGCUGUGUGGAAGAAGAUGUUUUUUUUCCCCACUAUUUUAAUAGGCUGUAUCUGCACUGUCCAUUAAUAAAGUCUAUCCACAGAACUUUUAAAA